AUGAAGUAUAACGCACUCAUAUUUGUCCUUUCGGCUGCCUUGGUGCUGUGCGCACAAGCUGAGCCCGAACCUGAACCCAAAGCCGAGCCAGAACCCGCCAAAGGUCAACGCGCUGUUUUUCCACGCUUCCGUUCCGCCGCUGAUGUGAAAGAAGCACGCGAUGCUGAAAACGUUGAGGAUGAAAGUGACGCCGAAGUCGAGGCGAGUGCUAAUGAAAGCGCCACACCCAAUAAGGGUGCCAACGCUUCCAGUGGUCGUUUGUUCUUGAAGAAAUUCUUACUCUUUAAGAACAUGUUCGGUCAACAACAACAACCCAUCAUUCCAAUUGUUAUUGCCGGCGCAGGUUCAGGAACUUCACCAACUUCUACCACUUCACCCACCUCCACCACGGUCACCUCCACAGGUUCCAUACCAACAGCAACCGGUACAGUCAGCACCUCACCCACAACAACAUCACGUGGCGAUGGACUCAAACGCCAUGAGGAGCAGGCGCUGGAAGAGGCUGUCGCUGCGGCCGACGAAGAGGAAUUGCAAGCAGCACUCGCUGCCGGCGCCCAAGAAUAUGUGGUGACAGAUCAGGAAAUUCGCGGCACAUCCGAAUCGAAGGCCACCAGAAAUCCGGCACGUGUUAAUUUACGUCGCCCUGGCGCUAAGAAAGGUCAGAUGGUGACUGUGCGCAUACCACCAAAAUAUCGUAAAUACUUCAAGAAUGGUCAGAAGGUAAUGCUGAACACUAGCAAUCGUCCCGGUAAGCGACGUGUUGUGCAGAAGAAACGCAUCAACCGUGUGCGCAGGCGGAAGGGCGGCAAAAGACGUCGCGUUCAGAAUUAA
This is a messenger RNA of Bactrocera tryoni, 831 nucleotides long. RefSeq lists its product as uncharacterized. NCBI's taxonomy places the organism in Eukaryota, Metazoa, Arthropoda, Insecta, Diptera, Tephritidae. The transcript has 2 exons. Bases 1 to 831 code for a protein of 276 amino acids. The record is from RefSeq and is a predicted model, not a curated record.